Molecule: messenger RNA, 1707 nt
Organism: Mus pahari (shrew mouse)
Lineage: Eukaryota; Metazoa; Chordata; Mammalia; Rodentia; Muridae
Gene: Mrpl49
Product: mitochondrial ribosomal protein L49
Exons: 4
Coding region: 31-531 (166 amino acids)
Biological process (GO): translation
Cellular component (GO): mitochondrial large ribosomal subunit; ribosome
Molecular function (GO): structural constituent of ribosome
Source: RefSeq, a predicted model, not a curated record
GCGCAGAUGACACUCCGUUGAGGAGCCAAGAUGGCAGCAGCCGUGUUCCGAGUUGCUUUGCAGGACUGGAGGAGCUGCCUCCGUCCGAGCUACGGGCGACGGAAGCUGAGCCAGACCCAGGGGCCUCCUGAUAACCCCGGCUUUGUGGAGUCUGUGGAUGAAUACCAAUUUGUGGAGCGCCUGCUUCCGCCUACCAAAAUCCCAGAGCCGCCAAAACAUAAACAUUAUCCCACUCCUAGUGGUUGGCAGCCUCCUAGAGAUCCCCUUCCCAGCUUGCCCUACUUUGUUCGUCGCUCUCGGAUGCACAACAUUCCUGUCUACAAGGAGAUCACACAUGGCAACCGACAGAUGACCUUGAUUCGGAAGGUGGAAGGUGACAUCUGGGCCCUACAGAAGGAUGUGGAAGAAUUUCUGAGCCCGCUGCUGGGAAAGACACCUGUCACCCAGGUUAAUGAGGUGACAGGUACUCUUCGAAUCAAGGGCUACUUUGAUGAACAGCUUAAAGCCUGGCUUCUGGAGAAAGGCUUCUGAGGCCUGAUGGUUAGCCCUGUGGCAGUGCUCGACACAGACUGGCCUCCAGAGAGGAGGUGGAUUUGCAGUCUCUGGAAUAGGAUACAAAGAACAGGGCUUAAGUACUUAGGAUGAAAGGGCUUUGAGAUAAGGCCUUGCUUUCAUAAAGUGGAAGUAGACCUGCAUGUACAAGUGUCCACUUGAGAGCUGUCGAACACGGGAGGCCACAGCAACAAUCAAGCUAACAAAAGCAGACAUUAACUGCUGUACAGAUAAUCUCUUGUGCAUUGUGUGGAAGCAUCACCUGUCAAUAAGAAGCUGAUGGCCAGUGAGCUGAGGCAGGAUUAGACUGUGGGACAUCUGACGAGGAGAUUCACCCUGGACUCCGAGGAAGCAGGAUGUAGCAAACUGAGGAGAGGAAACUCACCAGCCAUGUGGCAGACAUAGCCUAAUUUAAAUGGGUUAUGAACUAGUGGGAACAAGCCUAGUUUAAGGCUAUAAGUAUUGCACAUAAAAAUGAGCCUGUAAGUCAUAAUUCAGGAACUGGGUUGAGAUUUCUAAUUCCUGUCCCUUUAUAAAGUGUAAUACAUUUCUUUAUGUUUGCUGUUCUGGAAGCAACCACCCAACCUUGUUCUGGGGCCUUCACAGGAUAGACCCAUCAGGGAAUCCUUGAUCUUGAGCUUCUGCUAUAGACAGGGCGUGGUAGAAGCUAUGGCACAGAUGACACAGUGCAGGAAAAUGACAUGGACUGGAGUGGAUGAGACAACAUCUUAGGUUCUGAGUGCUGUGGUAGGGUUGGGGAAUCACCCUGUGACCUGGAAUCAACUAUGCAGGGGUUUGAAGACAAAAUGUAGACCUUCCACUUCUGGCCCCCACCCCACCAGCCACAUGUCCAACCCAACCAUUAAACUGGGUAAACAAUGUCAAACAGUGUCCAGAACCUCCUACCCUGUGUGACCUCAGACCUAAGGUAGAGGUACCAACCUCCCAGUGCUCUCUAGUUGUUGAUCUCAGCACCCUCAUCCCAGAAAAUGCAGGCCGUUCUUGGGUAUACAGACUGAACAAAUGAGCCCAGCCCCCACCCUAGGUCACACGUUCUACCAGUCAUUAAUGCAAGUUUUUAUUUAGCUGUAUAUACAAUUUAAGCUAUUAAAAUUUAUACAAUAUUUACAAAUUAAAUAAUCAUCUGAAACUCUC